UGUUAAUGAAAAAUAUAAUAAUUUUAAAAAACGAAGCGGUGUAAAAUGUCGUCCAGUGAUAUAAAUAUGCUUGUUGACAUGGGCUUCAGUUUGUCUAAAGCCGAGAAGGCGUUAGAAAUUACUGGAAACAAAGGUGUUGUUCCGGCAAUGGAAUGGCUGUUGGCUCAUACAGAUGAAGCAGAACCAACACCAGAACAGUCUGUAGUUGAAAAUGUACCACUGUCAGUUGCUCAAACACCAGUUCAAGAUGAUAGUACCAGUGCCACUAGUGAAAUAUCUAGUACUGAAGUUGCUAAGUCUAUAAAAUGCAAUAUAUGUGGAAAAUUGUUCAAAUCUAAUUUGGAAGUAGAGUUUCAUGCAACAAAGUCUGGGCAUGAUAGAUUUUCAGAGAGCACAGAAGAAAAGAAGCCCCUUACAGAAGAUGAAAAGAAGGAACAAUUAAGAAUAUUAACAGAAAAGUUAAAGCAGAAGAAUAAAGAAAAAGCAGAACAAGAAAGAAUGGAUACAAUUGUAAGAGAAAAGAAUAGGAUACGAGCUGGAAAGGAAAUGGCUGAAGCUAGGAAAAAGUGGGAGGAAUUAGAAACAAAAAAGAUGUUAGAACAAAGAAGGCAUGAGAAAGAGCAAGAAAAACUAGCACGGGAAAGGGUAAAAGCACAAAUUGAAGCAGACAGAGCUGCUAGACGCGCAAAAGCUGGUGAUGAGCAGCCAGUGAUUAAGCAAACUCCACCUGAGCCUUCAUCCUCGACUACACAUACUAAAAAAAACUAUAGCGAAACAAGGCUACAGAUUAGACUCACCAAUGGGACAUCAUUAACACAAACUUUUGGAAGUAAAGAACAGUUGUCUGCUGUUAGAUUGUUUGUUGAAAUGAACAGGACAGACGGGUCAGGGCCGUUUAACUUAAUGACAAGCUUUCCAAAGAAAAUUUUUACAAAAGAUGACUAUGAUACCCCACUAGAUGUUUUAGGUCUAGUACCAUCUUCAGUUAUAAUUGUUAAGAGUGCAGUGCAGGAAUCCGCAUAAACAUCUGCAUACGAAUAUAUACUCAUACAAAUAUAUACAGCCUAUGAGCUAACACAUCAACGUACAAUGUCCAGGAAAUUGUUCAGCGCGAAAGCAGCAUUUUUAAGCCUAAAUAUUUUCCGUUUGUAAUUUAUAAGCAGUACAAUUUUACCAGACAUUUAUUAUUCGAG
Molecule: messenger RNA, 1193 nt
Organism: Dufourea novaeangliae
Lineage: Eukaryota; Metazoa; Arthropoda; Insecta; Hymenoptera; Halictidae
Product: UBX domain-containing protein 1
Exons: 7
Coding region: 46-1023 (325 amino acids)
Molecular function (GO): protein binding
Source: RefSeq, a predicted model, not a curated record